AUGACAUGGAAUGAGUAUCGAUUCCACAGGUUCACCAAGUCCUGUGGCACGAGUCGGCGAGAGGCGCUUGAGUCUUGGGGGCAGAUGGGCACUGCCGACUUGCCACUAUCCACGCAUCAACGGCAACCGGAAGCCAGCGGCCUUCCUUUGUCAGAUCGUCCCGGGCCAGAUGGUCGGCUGUAUCUGUGA
This is a messenger RNA of Pyricularia grisea, 189 nucleotides long. RefSeq lists its product as uncharacterized. The coding region runs from base 1 to 189 and encodes 62 amino acids. The record is from RefSeq and is a predicted model, not a curated record. The transcript is spliced from 2 exons. NCBI's taxonomy places the organism in Eukaryota, Fungi, Ascomycota, Sordariomycetes, Magnaporthales, Pyriculariaceae.